GUUUUCCAGAUAUUAUUUUUUAAUUUAGUUUAUUGCAAUACGAAACAUAAAAAAUGACACGACAAAUUUUGUGGGGGAAGGCGAUUUGCUUAUUCAUAUUUCUUAGUUAUGCUAGGGCAAAAACUCCCGAAGUGUGUGAAUACAAUGGUAAUAUGUGCGAUGUUUCAACGGAAUGCCUUGGGAAAUUAUGGAAUGACGCCAACACGUACGGAUGCCGUGGCAUGACUUAUCCAACGUUAUAUGAAACCAGAGGAAAGACGGAAUUUUGGAUCGGUCUUUCACGCCCACAAGAAUAUAAUUCCAGCAAUUUGACUUUCUCGGUUGUUCAAGAAAUAGAUCACACUUGGUCGAAUGUACAAGGUUGUUGCUCGUUGCGGCUGGGAGAGUUUUGCGAAUUGCCGCCUUUCAAAAAACAAGGAAGUUAUCACAUAUUUGCCCCGUACGGGCGUAAUAAACACGAAUAUUGUGAAUAUGAAAUUCAAGAAUAUCAGGCCGUCGAAUUGAAAUGGUGUUUUCUGGAUGAUGAAGGAGUCUGUUUAUCUCUUGACGAUGGGGUUAUUCAUGUUGACGAAAAAUUUGGUUAUGAUAGAGGAGAAAUAACAUCAAUUGAUUUCCUAUUUUUCGAAGUUCCAUCUAAACAUGGUCAACUGGGGGAUGUGAGCCCUGAUGGUGUCACUGUAAACAUCCCGAAUAUUACAUUAGAUGGAAACAAUGUUUACGUUAAUAAUAGUGUUGUGAAAGCUGAUAUGGUGAAAAAUACUGAUCGCUUCAACAUACUUGAACACUUUGAGAAGCACAACACAAGUUGUGGAAAAUUGAUUUGUGUAUUUUAUCGAAUCAAUCGGUUUCAUAAUAAAUUCAGUGAAACGCCGAUUUGUGCGUCAGCUGAUCUAUCGUCUGCGGAAUGUUCUACAAGUGAAGGUCAAACACCCACAUCUUCAAUAAACACUCCUGUUAUCGUGGUAUUUGCUAUGUUUGGUGUUAUCAUUUUGAUAAUUAUCGCAGUUAUUAAACGAAAUUCGUGUCAUCUACCACUAUCACAACAUUGUAAAAGAAGCCAACGCAUGGCUGGUAAGCUGAAAGUCAAAACUGCGAAUUUUAACGAUCCUAAUGAAAAGGUUGGUGACGAAGACAACAGUAAACAUUUAUUACAAAACGGAGAUCAAAGUUUAGUGUGAAGGUUGCUGCUACUCAGGAUAUCAUAUGCAUAUUCGAUGAAUAACUAUAAAUAUAUAGAUAAACGGAUACGUGGUAGUGUUAGCGAAUAAAUAUUCAUUUGUUUGUCUUGUCUCAAACCUUCAACCGACCAAAAUCCACACAUUAAUAGCAUUCACAUGACACAGUGUUUCCCAAUAUAGACGGGUCGCAACCCAGAAUUGGGUCGUCUAGAGAUUUUCUUGGGUCGCUUGUUUUUCCAAAAAAAACAUGAAAGUUAAUGAUUUCACUUUCUAGUAAAUUUUACUUUUUCAUCGACAUUUUUUUGAAGUGUUGCUCAAUAGUAAUUGUAUAUAUAUGUGCAGUCGCUUGUUUCUCCAAAAAAACAUGAAAGGUAAAUGAUUUCACUUUCUAGUAAAUUUUACUUUUUCAUCGACAUUUUUUUGAAGUGUUGCUCAAUAGUAAUUGUAUAUAUAUAUGCAAUAUAUCUGCUGCUGUUUUGCUUAAGUAAAGUCAUGUGACGAUUUCAAAAACUCGCUUAUGGCAAAUGAGCGCAAAUUUUUCACAUUGAUGAGUUGAUUUCUGGAAAAAUAAAUUUCAUGUAAGAA
Styela clava is the source of this 1763-nucleotide messenger RNA. RefSeq lists its product as uncharacterized. The record is from RefSeq and is a predicted model, not a curated record. Lineage: Eukaryota; Metazoa; Chordata; Ascidiacea; Stolidobranchia; Styelidae.